This is a messenger RNA of Entrophospora sp. SA101, 552 nucleotides long. The record is from the annotation of a GenBank genome assembly. Lineage: Eukaryota; Fungi; Glomeromycota; Glomeromycetes; Entrophosporales; Entrophosporaceae.
AUGGCUUAUAUUUAUUUAUUUUGCAGGAUCUCAGUUCAAUCAAAACCCUCGAAGGAAAGACGAGGUGGGCACAAUGGUAGAAUACCUGAUUUUAUGUUACAUAACCAAGAUGGAACAAAAACUAGUAUUUUUACAGAAAUAACAGGCCCUUGCAAACAAAAUUGCAAAAUCAAACCAUAUUGGGAUAUUUACAGGGCAGGAAUCCAUGUAAAAGAUGCUAUUGACAGUGAUAUAAGAAAAAAUAAAAAUUUAACACCAAAUGAAACAAAAAAAAUCAUUAUUCUUAUUAAUAGUUUUAAUUUAUGUAGCAAAGGCCUACCUGUAAAUCCACUAGCAACUCGUUUGAUAAGUCAACGAAUAGGGCAAGAUGGAAUAACUAUUCCAGGACCUGCUUUAUUAUUAGACAAUUAUAGAAAAUUAACUCUUGAUGAUCUCUGCUUUUUGUUGAAAGAACCAUUUGAUAUAGAGGAGGAAAAAAAAGCUGUAAAAAUGAUGAAUGAUGCGCUUAAGGAUCUAAAAUCGCGUGGCAUAAAUCAUACUAUAAUAAUGUAA